AUGUUGUUACCCGCCGCCGGUCGUCGGUUGCUUUGCCCUGUACUGGUCGUGCUCUUGGGAAAGAAACCGCAAAUCGGAGGCCAGCGGUGGAGUCAUGAACGGCAUCCCGCAUUGAGAUCUACGUUAUCUGGGUCUAGGGACAUAAUCGCGUUAACCGCACAUAGCCGUUUUCUCAACGUCACUGUGGAGGUGGUUCACGUCAUGAGGAAUCGUUCGGGUCCGACGAAAGGCUAUCGUCAGUUUGGAAACAUUAAUUAA
Molecule: messenger RNA, 258 nt
Organism: Morchella importuna
Lineage: Eukaryota; Fungi; Ascomycota; Pezizomycetes; Pezizales; Morchellaceae
Exons: 4
Coding region: 1-258 (85 amino acids)
Source: RefSeq, a predicted model, not a curated record